Molecule: messenger RNA, 2674 nt
Organism: Linum trigynum
Lineage: Eukaryota; Viridiplantae; Streptophyta; Magnoliopsida; Malpighiales; Linaceae
Source: the annotation of a GenBank genome assembly
CGUAUUCGAUAAUAACGAUUGGAAUACCGAAAUAUUUAGGGAUUGGGAUACCGAAAUUAUUUAGGGAUUGGGAUUGUGAUUGAUUUUAGGGUGUAAUUCGGUAUUCGGAAUUUAGGUAUUUGGUAUUGGGAUACCGAUACCGUACCGAUUUCCACCCAUACUCACUACUAUACAAUAUUCCGGGAGAAGUUGUUGGCUUCUACAAAUACUCGAUCAAACGAGUGAUUUUCUUGCCUGCGACGAAUCCCAUACUUCCGCCAUAAAUUAAAAAUCCAUAACUUCAAUUGCUACAUAGCUGAUGUAAGGAUUAGUAUCCGAGUAUGAUUGAGCCAUUAGAUGAGAAGUACGAAGUUGACCCAAGUAUGAUGGAGGUGUCGCAAGCUAUAGAUACCAUUGAUGUUGUAGCCUGGAGUAUGAAGCCAUCAUGGAGACACUUCAGUAAAUGACCAAUCCAGAACCUCCUAGAAGCACCAAUUCUAACAUCGAUGACGACAGACUAAAGCACCUACUAGAAGAUGUUCAAAGCAUCCAAGGUGGUCAAGAAGCCAAUGAAAGGCGCCCUAAGAAGAUGCAUAAAGGAUUUGAAGAGAUCGUAGACCAUGGAGAGAUCAAGAACCACGGAGAUGUAGGCCACUUGAAGGCUAUCCCAUUUGAUGAAGAAGAAGAUGAGCAUACAACUCAAUCUUCAGAAAGAAAAGUAGGUGCAAUGGAUGAAGAAGGUUGCAGUUCUGAAGAAUACAUACUAAUCCAAACUUUCUUGGAUUUGUCGGAAGAUGUUUAAGGCAUCACACCACUUGAGGGCUUUCAUCACUUCCUAUAUCUUCUUCAAUCUGAAUCCACAAGCAAUCCACCUAUUGGAGCAUCCUCAACCAUUGGAAACAUACAGGAGUAGGAGACCGAGUGUGAUGACCCCUUACAACUCUAAGUCAAUGUUUAGAUAAACCCUUGGAACCCAUAAACCUUGAACAAGAGGAAGUAGAGGCAAAAAUUUCACCUAAGGAUGAUUAACCUCAAAUGGACCAUAAAGAUGAGGAGCCACUAGACAAGCAACCCUCUCCACCUAUCCAGUCAAAGACGGAGCCUCAAGGGGAGCCUGGCGAGGAGCAUAAAGACAAAGAACAUAAAGGUCGAGCCACCAUCAAGAGAUGUGGUGGACCAUACCAACUUGGCGUCCAAUGAAGGAAGGGGGCAGAUACCACCACCAUCCAAGAUAUAGUGGAGGAGAUCAUCAAUGAAGGAGUAUCAUCGAGUUGGCCAUUGUUGAGAUCAUAGUAAGGAGCAUCUAUUUCGAUGGAGGAGACUUCAAGUGACACUCUUCUCGAUUUAAACUUUAGCUGGGAGCGGGAAAUUGAUGAAGGCUGCAACUUUGAUCUUGGAGAAGAAUGAUCAUCUACAACAAUGGGAGAAGAGCCGGGAGUAGUGGUCCCACUCCCACCUAGUAUUGACGAUGAUACUCUACAUAAACUCAUAUAAGACCCAAACAUUGAAAUUGCAGGACUUUCUAAGUUUAAUGAGAAGUCGUUUGGAGACUCUAACUUUGAGCAAGAGGAUAUGAGGAGGGAGAUUGAGAAAUUCAUCAAUUCCAAGGAAGAUUGCAAUAAAGAAUGAUGUCUUUCAUGAAGUUCGAAACCAAUAAAAAAUUGCAAAAUCUUUAUGGAGAUACAUAAUGGAUUCAGUCGAGACUACUUUUGACUCCUUGAAAUGGAUUCCUUUACAACAUUUCUAGAGAGCUAUGAGACCGUAAAAACAAAAAAUACAAGUUCUUCCUUGAAUUAUUACCUCUACAGCAACCACAAAGCCAUAUCUAUGUAUGAGGUAAAAGGUGGAAAGAAGAGUCUAAGGUUGCAUCUUCUUCAUGGCCUAUCAUCAACCCAAAACAUAAAGAAGGGUGGCAUUCAACUGGCAUAUGCACUUCUAACGAUAAACUUGAAAGAAGUCUUGAGUUGGGAGAUUGAUGAGUUGGGAAUUACACCUAACUCAAAGGUGUAAAAGAGAAGGCGCUUCAUGGGAGGCAACCCAUGUCUGGCAUCAAACUUAAGGGUGUAAAAGAAAAGUGCUAUCGAAGAGACUGUCCGGAUUUCUAAACCACCAUCAUUUGCAUCACAAGCUUCUCUCUUUAGACAUCCUCUUGAUCAAGGUAAGAACCCCAAUACUCUUAGAUAUGAUCUAGGAAUCAUUUAUUGCAUUUUGAAUCGAAAUUUAAUAUUUCUACUUGUAUCAAAAAGCAUUCAAAUGCAUAAAGUGUGAGGUAGACCUAAAUGAUGAAUUAACAGUUAAAGAGAUGUCUCUAUAGAAUUAUUUUGAAACAAAUCGAUGAUUUUUUUCUUUUUAUUUUCAUAUUUAUAUUGAGGAGGACAAGCAUUUGCUCUCUCUCUAAGUUUUGUUGCUUUUACAAUUUUCGUUUUGUUUUGAAAUCCAUGGAGAAAUAAAAGGAAAUAUGGAGAAGUGGAGCAUGACAACCCAUUAAUGUCCAUAAAUAUUUCAUCUAGUGUAUCCUGCAAGAGAAAGUAGAACAAAUCUGAAAAGGAGAAGGAAAGAAUCCUUUCAGAAGUCCAUUUUCUGCAUGGUGAAUGAAAAAAAUUAGCGACGUGCAAGGAAAUGACCUAUGGCGAUCGAACCCGCCACGCCACCAUCGGUGUCCACGUUCCCACUCGAAUAAGGGGAUAAUACCAUC